AUGCAGGAGGACUACAGGGAUCCAUACUACAGGGGAUCAAGAGAUGAUUGCCAGAUGGGGCGUCAAGGAGAGAUAAGGUAAAUCAGGCUUGACCACGUCUAUAAGAUUGAGAGAGCCGUUGAAUUAAUACUUUGUUAAUUCCUGUUUAAAGUACUGUGGUGGUUCUAUACUAUGAACCACCAGAUGGCAGCAGUGUUCUACAUUUCUCAAGCCACCAUAAUGAUUAAGAUUAGGAUCACUUCAUUGGUCAAUUGCACACAAGGUCCCCUCCGAAAGACACAUGUAUAUUCCGGUUUUGGAGCAGUGCGGGGGGCUGCCACACUGGGCGCACUGGGAGUUGUUGUUGUGGGAGGUUAAGUGCCUUGCUCAAGGGCACAACGGUAGGCAAUGGCAUCUAGGAUUUGAUACGGCUCGCCUCUCUAACUACGUUUUUGAGCAGUGUUUUUCAAAUCAUGUAUGUGUCUUUGUUUAAAGCACAAUUUGCAUAACAUGUAGCAUUGAUUAAAAUCUCUAAUUAUUGCUUUUAAUUAUUGCAGCUCGGUAGGCAUUUAAAACGUUCCACAGGGUUGCUGCCCCAUGUUGAUUCCAAUGCAUCCCACAGUUGUGUCAAGUUGGCUGGAUGUCCUUUGGGUGGUGGACCAUUCUUGAUACACACGGGAAACUGUUGAGAGUGAAAAACCCAGCUGCGUUGCAGUUCUUGACACAAACCGGUGCGCCUGGCACCUACUACCAUACCCCGUUCAAAGGCACUUAAAUCAUUUUUCUUGCCCAUUCACCCUCUGAAUAGCAUACGUACACAAUCCAUGUCUCAAGGCUUAAAAAUCCUUCUUUAACACGUCUCCUCCUCGUUAUCUACACUGAUUUUGAAGUGGAUUUAACAAGUGACAUCAAUAAGGGAUCAUAGCUUUCACCUGGUCAGUCUGUCAUGGAAAGAGCAGGUGUUCUUAAUGUUUUGUAUACUCAGUGUAAAUCCCCACUCAAGAUAUUACAUUUGACAUAUAUCGCACAGUCACUGAUUUUGAAGAGGGGUUGAAAACACUGAAGCGAAUUUGCCAACCUGUCUCUGAGUUAAUGCAAGGGAAAUACUGAGAGGAGGCUCUUGGCUCUCGUUUCAUACCAUAUUCCACUUAUCAGCCACCACACUCCUCACUCCUUGCCUUGGAGAGCUUGUCAGCUCGACGCCAUACAGAGCACAGCUAAAGCCAGUGGAUCUGCUCUGCCCCUGUGCUGCCAAGACAUCCGUCUAGCAGUGGCCGAAUACAGAGUGCCAACAGUUCACAGGCCAAGACCCACCCCUCCUCAUUCACUCCUCCCCAAGUGUCAUACCAGACUCCAGACAGGGACAAAGGGCACCAGUGUCAACUCACUGAGCCAACAAGGCUAAACCCCCACAGGAAAACCAUCUGGGCCGCCGGCCACUCCCUCUCCAGCCAAACAACCACCACCACACUCUCGGCUUUCCUCAGACUCGCUGUACAGCAUACAUGCGCUGUAUGCUGUCUUCUGUGCGAGAGAGGGAGAGCAAGCUAACUAUGGUGUAGUUUCUCACCUCUUCCUUCAUUACUGCAUCCAGUCCAAUUAUUUUUAGCAUCCAUAGUAUGACACCUCACACAUUUAUCACAGACAUGUGCUAUUCUCUCUCCCACAUUGGUUCUAGUUGGUUCACCAUUGUCAUUGCAGCUCCCUCGGCUUUUAAGCAACGGAACCUAAUGGAGAGACUCAUGGUGUGGUUUUGACAGGGUGGCAGGCGGGCAUCUGGGUCUGGUUUUCCGCCAUUAGUGUGGUCAGGAGGUUGACUGGAGGCCUCACCCUUGCAGUGUAGCCCACAGGAAGCAGCGGUCAGGAAGUCUUUGUUGGGUCUCUCUCCCCUGGCCGGAGGUGUUGAAGACUGAGGUGGCCAGACACCAGACGAACAGCAAGGCCACUCCACCACCACAACAUUCUCCCCUUUCCCCUCAACACAAGACCUGGGCCUGGGUUCUGCUGUUCAUGGUCUUCACAAGACUCCCACACACAUUUUGAUGGGGUGUGUGUCUGGGGGGGGGGGGGGGGUACACACUGCAGGUGGGCCUUGGCGAUAGAGGCAGGUGGGCGGCGGCGGAUGGAUUGCUCAAUCUGCUCCAUUGUGGAGCUCUUCACCUCGUGAUGAAUAGCAGAUAAUGAGUUAAAAAUGGGGAGCCUGUUAAGUGCACUCAUGUUAUAUUUGUGCACAGGGCUGAUUGCAAUGAUAUAUUAUUGAUUUCACUAUUCAGAUAGAUGAUGGAGAGAGGGAGGCGUUGGCUGUAAUAACCUUAUGACUAAAGCCAAUGACCUAAAUUGAUAUUGUGUUUAUAUAUUAUUUAUUUUCAAAAUGAGUUAAUUUAAUGUUUAAUUUGUUUGUGUAAUGCUUUCAGUGUAAUGGAUUGUGGCUUUAAAUGGCAACGCAUUCCCUAUUUAGAGGCUCUGGUCAAAAGUAGUGCACUAUAUAGGGAAUAGAAGCGCUCUCAGAUCUUCUUGAAUACUUUCAAGCUUAGUCAGGCCAGGGUCUCCUUUUCCCGCUCUGGUAUUAUGCAGUUGUGUUUCUUCCUGGACCUGAAAGAGCUAGUGUUUAGUUUCCCUGUUAUUGCAGGUGGGACUAUGACACCCAGUUGUUCUGGUUAUCUUUUUGAUUACUCUUGCUCUCAGAUCAGCAUGUUUUAUUCUCUCUGGUCUGCAAGGAUAUAACCUGCGUUUAGAGAACCUGUUCCUAUGCUUUGAAGAACGGCUUUGAAAAUGCAGCUAUAGACAUACUUGACCAGCAAUUACAUCUAGGAAUUUUCUUCAGAAGAUUACAUUUGAUGUAUAGUGACCACAGAAUUCCUUUUUCAUAGCUUUUUUUAUGGAAAGACGUGAGGUGAGUUUGAGGGAUCGCUCACUGCAACGGUGGUAAUUAACUUUAUUUGGCAGGCUGAGCCUUGGCUACUUCAAACGGGCCUGGGGGCGUAUAUGAUGGAGGCCUUGUUAGGCCUGCUCUUUGUUUGGGACAUGGCCCUCGAAGUUCAAGCAGGGGUCAUGAAAACCAGGUGCCGCUGGUUGGUUCAUUUAUACAGUUGCGGCCAAAUAAACUCAGCAAAAAAAGAAACGUCCCUUUUUCAGGACCCUGUCUUUCAAAGAUAAUUCGUAAAAAUCCAAAUAACUUCACAGAUCUUCAUUGUAAAGGGUUUAAACACUGUUUCCCAUGCUUGUUCAAUGAACCAUAAACAAUUAAUGAACAUGCACCUGUGAAACGGUCGUUAAGACACUAACAGCUUACAGACGGUAGGCAAUUAAGGUUACAGUUAUGAAAACUUAGGACACUAAAGAGGCCUUUCUACUGACUCUGAAAAACAUCAAAAGAAAGAUGCCCAGGGUCCCUGCUCAUCUGCGUGAACGUGCUUUAGGCAUGCUGCAAGGAGGCAUGAGGACUGCAGAUGUGGCCAGGGCAAUAAAUUGCAAUGUCCGUACUGAGAGACGCCUAAGGCAGCGCUACAGGGAGACAGGACGGACAGCUGAUCGACCUCGCAGUGGCAGUCCACGUGUAACAACACCUAUUGUAAGGCCUGUUGUAAGGCAGGUCCUCACCAGACAUCACCGGCAACAACGUCGCCUAUGGGCACAAACCCACUGUCGCUGGACCAGACAGGACUGGCAAAAAGUGCUCUUCACUGACGAGUCGCGGUUUUGUCUCACCAGGGGUGAUGGUCGGAUUCGCGUUUAUUGUCGAAGGAAUGAGCAUUACACCGAGGGCUGUACUCUGGAGCGGGAUCGAUUUGGAGGUGGAGGGUCUGUCAUGGUCUGGGGCGGUAUGGCACAGCAUCAUCAGACUGAGCUUGAAAUCGAAAAACACUUUUGGUCUCCACACCUUAUUAGAUUUCCAACAUUGCAGAACCAAAUUAAUUUUUGUAAAUUUUAGUUUACAAAUUUUAUUUCAAAAAUUAUAGACAAAUGUCAUGGGCAGAAUUAUUGGCGCCCCGGAGCUAGUACUUGGUUGCACAGGCUUUGGCCAAGAUAACUACAGACAAAUGGUUCUUGUAGCCGUCAAUGUGCUUGCUGCACCUUUCUAUUGGUAAUUCGGCCUACUUUUCAGGAGCAAACUGCUCUAAUUCUUCAACGUUUGAGGAGUGCCCUCCACCAUCUGCUGUUUUCAGAUCUCGCCAUAGUGUUUGGAUGUGAUUCAGAUCUGGACUCUUCGCUGGCCACUGGUUACUAACGUUAUUUUAUGCUCUGGGCAUUUUUUUCCAAUCCCACAAAAAUCGCAACAAGCGCAUAUGCAAAGCCUUCACUCUGUCACUCAAACUUAAUCCAGCGUCUGCCUGCCAGCUGGAAAUCUUUGCCAGUAGGGGUGUGUAGGCUACCUGCCCCUUCCUCUCUGAAGCAUAGGUUACUGUAGCCUACUGAUGACUUUACAUGCGUAAUUCAGAAAUUAGGGAGAGAUGUUUUAGAGAAGAAUGGAUUAACUUUUGCAAUGCUAGUUAAGGAUACUAUAGUUAUCCCGUUUCACAUUGGAUUUAUUAACUACAAAAAGUAAUUAUAAAUAUUUGCAGUGUUGACCCUUCUUUUUCAAGACCUCUGCAAUCCGCCCUGGCAUGCUGUCAAUUAACUUCUGGGCCACAUCCUGACUGAUGGCAGCUCAUUCUUGCAUAAUCAAUGCUUGGAGUUUGUCAGAAUUUGCUGGUUUUUGUUUGUGCACCCACCUCUUGAGGAUUGACCACAAGUUCUCAAUGGGAUUAAGGUCUGGGGAGUUUCCUGGCCAUGGACCCAAAAUGUCGAUGUUUUGUUCCCCGAGCCACUUAGUUAUCACUUUUGCCUUAUGGCAAGGUUCUCCAUCAUGCUGGAAAAGGCAUUGUUCGUCACCAAACAGUUAUUGGAUGGUUGGGAGAAGUUGCUCUCGGAGGAUGUGUUGGUACCACUCUUUAUUCAUGGCUGUGUUCUUAGGCAAAAUCGUGAGUGAGCCCACUCCCUUGGCUGAGAAGCAACCCCACACAUGAAUGGUCUCAGGAUGGUUUACUGUUGGCAUGACACAGGACUGAUGGUAGCGCUCACCUUGUCUUCUCCGGACAAGCUUUUUUCCAGAUGCCCCAAACAAUUCAUCAGAGAAAAUGACUUUACCCCAGUCCUCAGCAGUCCAAGCCCUGUACCUUUUGCAGAAUAUCAGUCUGUCCCUGAUGUUUUUCCUGGAGAAAUGGCUUCCUCGCUGCCCUUCUUGACACCAGGCCAUCCUCCAAAAGUCUUCGCCUCACUGUGCGUGCAGAUGCACUCACACCUGCUGCCAUUCCUGAGCAAGCUCUGCACUGAUGGUGCCCCGAUCCCGUAGCUGAAUCAACUUUAGGAGACAGUCCUUGCGCUUCCUGGACUUUCUUGGGCGCCCUGAAGCCGCCUUCACAGCAAUUGAACCUCUCUCCUUGAAGUUCUUGAUGAUCCGAUAAAUGAUUGAUUUAGGUGCAAUUUUACUAGCAGCAGUAUUGCCUGUGAAGCCCUUUUUGUGCAAAUCAAUGAUGACGGCAUGUGUUUCCUUGCAGGUAUCCAUGGUUAACAGAGGAAGAACAAUGAUUUCAAGCACCACCCUCCUUUUAAAGCAUCCAGUCUGUUAUUCUAACUCUAUCAGCAUGACAGUGAUCUCCAGCCUUGUCAUCGUCAACACUCUCACCUGUGUUAACGAGAGAAUCACUGCCAAUUUCAAAUAAAAAAAAAAAUAUAUACAUUUACAUAAGUACUCAGUACUUUGUUGAAGCACCUAUGGCAGCAAUUACAGCCUUGAGUCUUCUUAGGUAUGACGCUACAAGCUUGGCACACCUGUAUUUGGGGAGUUUCUCCCAUUCUCUGCAGAUCCUCUCAAGCUCUGUCAGGUUGGAUGGGAAGCGUCACUGCACAGCUAUAUUCAGGUCUCUCCAGAAAUGAUUGAUUGGGUUCAAGUCCGGGCUCUGGCUCGGCCACUCAAGGACAUUCAGAGACUUGUCCCGAAGCCACUCCUGCAUUGUCUUGGCUUUGUGCUUAAGGUCAUUAUCCUGUUGGAAGGUGAACCUUCACCCAAGUCUCAGGUUCUGAGCGCUCUGGAGCAGGUUUCAAUCAAGGAUCUCUCUGCAUUUUGCUCCGUUCAUCUUUCCCUCGAUCCUGACUAGUCUCCCAGUCCCUGCCGCUAAAAAACAUCCCCACAGCAUGAUGCUGCCACCACCAUGCUUCACCGUAGAGAUGGUGUCAGGUUUCUUCCGAACAUGACGCUUGGCAUUCAGGCCAAAGUGUUAAAUCUUGGUUUCAUCAGACCAGAGAAUCUUGUUUCUCAUGGUCUGAGAGUACUUUAGGUGCCUUUUGGCAAACUCCAAGAGGGCUGUCAUGUGCCUUUUACUGAGGAGUGGCUUCCGUCUGGCCACUCUACCAUAAAGGCUUGAUUGCUGGAGUGCUGCAGAGAUGGUUGUCCUUCUGGAAGGUUCUCCCAUCUCCACAGAGGAACUCUUGGUUUUUGCUUUGACAUGAACUGUCAACUGUGGGACCUUUUAUAUAGACAGGUGUGUGCCUUUUCAAAUCAUGUCCAAUCAAUAAAUUUACCACAGGUGGACUCCAAUCAAGUUGUAGAAACAUCUCAAGGAUGAUUAAUGGAAACAGGAUGCACCUGAGCUUAAUUUCGAGUCUCAUAGCAAAGGGUAUGAAUACUAAUGUUAAUACGUCGUUUUGUUUUUAAUAAUUUUGCAAACAUUUUUUAAAACCUGUUUUCGUUUUGUCAUUAUGGGGUAUUGUGUGUAGAUUGAGGGGGGAAAAAAAUAAUUUAAUCAAUUUUAAAAUAAGGCUGUAAUGUAACAAAAUGUGGAAAAAGUCAAGGGGGCUGAAUACUUUCAGAAUGCACUGUAGUGUAUGGUGAAGUAUUUACCUUAACAUUUGAUUGAGUUAUACAAGUCUUGGUAACACUUGACACCCAGCGUCAUAACACGUUAUGACACGGUCAUAACCAUGUCAUAACAGCUGACAUGCAUGUCCUUGGUUUUUUUCAUUGGCAAGAUUUAGCAAAUCUAGGCAUGACAUGCCAGCAACAAACGCUGACACUACACAUCCAAGUAUAUCUGACCAAAUUAUGAAAGACAAGAAUUGUAAUUUUGAAUUCCGUAAAGUUUGUGUGUGUGGAAGAGGUGAAAAAAUUGUUGUCUAUCAACAAUGACAAGCCACCGGGGUCUGACAACUUGGAUGAAAAAUUACUGAGGCUAAUAGCUGACGAUAUUGCCACUCCAGUUUGCCAUAUUUUCAAGUUAAGCAUACUAGAAAGUGUGUGCCCUCAGGCCUGGAUGGAAGAAAGUCAUUCCGCUACCUAAGAAUAAUAAAGCCACCUUUACUGGCUCAAAUAGCCCACCAAUCAGCUUGUUACCAACCCUUAGUAAAGUUUUGGAAAAAAUUGUGUUUGACCAGAUACAAUGCUAUUUUACAUUAAACAAAUUGACAACCGACUUUCAGCACGCUCAUAGGGAAGGACAUUCAACAAGCAGAGCACUUACACAAAUGCCUGACUGGCUGAGAGAAAUUGAUAAUAAAAAGAUUGUGGGUGUGGUUUUGUUAGACUUCAGUGCGGCUUUUAACAUAGUCUGCUGCUGGAAAAGCUUGUGUUAGGGCUUUACACCCCUUGCUAUAUUGUGGAUAAAGAGUUAUCUGUCCAACAGAACACAGAGGGUGUUCUUUAAUGGAAACCAACAUAAUCCAGGUAGAAUCAGGAAUUCCCCAGGGCAGCUGUCUAGGCCCCUUACUUUUUGGAUCUUUACUAAUGACAUGCCACUGGCUUUGAUUAAUGCAUGUCAAUCUCUCCUGGCUCAAAGUAAAGGAGAGAUUGACUUCAUCAAUAGUAUUUGUGAGAGGUAUUGACAUGUUGAAAGCACCGAGCUGUCUGUUUUUUAAACGACUAACACACAGCUCCGACACCCAUGUACAGUUGAAGUCAGAAGUUUACAUACACCUUAGCCAAAUACAUUUAAACUCAGUUUUUCACAAUUCCUGACAUUAACUCCUUGUAAAAAUUCCCUGUCUUAGGUCAGUUAGGAUCACCACUUUAUUUUAAGAAUGUGAAAUGUCAGAAUAAUACUAGAGUGAUUUCAGGUUUUAUUUAUUCUAUCACAUUCCCAGUGGGUCAGUAGUUUACAUAGACUCAAUUUGGUAGCUUUGCCUUUAAAUUGUUUGACUUGGGUCAAACGUUUCAGGUAGCCUUCCACAAGCGUCCCACAAUAAGUUGGGUGAAUUUUGGCCCAUUCCUCCUGACAGAGCUGGUGUAACUGAGUCAGGUUUGUAGGCCUCCUUGCUUGCACACGCUUUUUACAUUUUAGUCAUUUAGCAGACACUCUUAGCGACUUACAGGAGCAAUUAGGGUUAAGUGCCUUGCUUAAGGGCACAUCGACAGAUUUUUUACUUAGUCGGCUCGGGGAUUAGAACCAGCGACCUUUCGGUUACUGGCACAACGCUCUUACCCACUAAGCUACCUGCCAUAUAGUUAUAUUUUUGUUUCAUCAGACCAGAGGACAUUUCUCCAAAAAAUAUUAUCCUUGUCCCCAUGUGCAGUUGCAAACCGUAGUCUGGCUUUUUUAUGGCGGUUUUGGAGCAGUGGCUUCUUCCUUGCUGAGCGGCCUUUCAGGUUGUGUCGAUAUAGGACUCGUUUUACUGUGGACAUAGAUACUUUUGUACCUGUUUCCUCCAGCAUCUUCACAAGGUCCUUUUGCUGUUGUUCUGGGAUUGAUUUGCACUUUUCGCACCAAAGUACGUUAAUCUCUAGGAGACAGAACACGUCUCCUUCCUGAGCGGUAUGACUGCUGUGUGGUCCCAUGGUGUUUAUACUUGCGUACUAUUGUUUGUACAGAUGAACGUGGUACCUUCAGGCGUUUGGAAAUUGCUCUCAGGGAUGAACCAGACUUGUGGAGGUCUUGGCUGAUUUCUUUUGAUUUUCCUCUUUGUCAAGCAAAGAGGCACUAAGUUUGAAGGUAGGUCUUGAAAUACAUCCACAGGUUCACCUCCAAUUGACUCAAAUGAUGUCAAUUAGCCUAUCAGAAGCUUCUAAAGCCAUGACAUAAUUUUCUGGAAUUUUACAAGCGGUUUAAAGGCACGGUCAACUUAGUGUAUGUUAACUUCUGACCCACUGGAAUUGUGAUACAGUGAAAUAAUCUGUCUUUAAACAAUUGUUGGAAAAAUUACUUGUCAUGCACAAAAUAGAUGUCCUAACCGACUUACCAAAACUAUAGUUUGUUAACAAGAAAUUUGUGGAGUGGUUAAAAAACGAGUUUUAAUGACUCCAACCUAAGUGUAUGUAAACUUCUGAUUUCAACUGUAUACCCCACAAGACAUGCCACUGGAGGUCUCUUCACAGUCCCCAAGUCCAGAACAGACUAUGUGAGGCGCACAGUACUACAUAGAGCCUUGACUACAUGGAACUCUAUUCCACGUCAGGUAACUGAUGCAAGCAAUAGAAUCAGAUUUUUUUUUUUAAAGAUAGAAAUACACCUUAUGGAACAGCGGGGACUCUGAAGCAACACAAACAUAGGCACAGACACAUGCAUACCUACACGAUAACAUACGCACUAUACACACACGUACACAUGGAUUUUGUGUUGUAGAUAUGUGGUAGUGGAGUAUGGGCCUGAGGGGGCACAGUGUGUUGUGAAUUCUGUAAUGAAUGUAUUGUAAUGUUUUAAAAAUGGUAUAAUUGCCUUAAUUUUGCCAGACCCCAGGAAGAGUAGCUGCUGCCUUGGCAUAAUAAAUACAAAUAAUAUGGUCAUAACACUGUCAUGAUCCAUAUAUUUACAGCUGUUGUGACAUAUAUUGUGUUAUUUUAUGGAUGGUUAUGACGCCUAUAUAGAAGUGUCAAAACCCACAUUUAUUCAAAUGUGUUGUUUCCCUGUCAAGAAGUUUUGUUUUGAAAGUUUGUUUCUUUAGUCCUUUAUUGUUGUAAUGAAUUCUUUAGUCAUGUUUUUUUUCUCCAUCAUAUUUUAAUUAACUUGCAGAACAUACUCUUUAUGACAGUCACUGUCAUGAAGCAUUAUGACCAUCCUGUGUCACUUUAAUUGGACUAAGAAAAUACGCUUUCUGACACUGUCAAGAAGCAUUAUGACCAUCAUAAUCAUAUAAGCCAGAUAGGCCUAUCACGUACCUGCCCUUAUAUCUGUCAUCAGUCAAAAAGAAGGUGUAUUGUCCUGUUCCUGAAAGCUGCUCCUGAAAUCUACUCCUGCAUGCAACCCAGUUAUCAGCAACAGAGCAUUCGAUUAGGUUCAUGUCUGACCUAACCAAUGCACAAUUACAAUGAUAAUUUAAUAUGGUCAAUUUCAGAAAACAUACUGUUGACAAGUAGGCUAUCGUGUAAUGAAAUAUUUUGCGUAGUGUGGUUUUGUGCGUUUUGACACUCUUAUGUAGGUGUCAUAACCAGCCAUAAAAUAAUGCAAUAUGUCACCAUAGGUCUAAAUAUGUGUCAUGCCAGUGUUAUGACCAUAUAAUGACAAGUUAUGUCAGCUGUUGACAUAUUAUGACCGUGUUAUGACCGCGUCAUAACGUGUUAUGACGCUGGGUGUCAAGUAAAUUGUUACCCGAGUAUUUUUAUUUUAUUUUGUCAUUUUAGGAACAGCAGCAGAGCGGGCUCCCACCCCAGCAGCAGAGUUCAAGGGUUAGCUCCUCUCUCGAGGACCGUGUCUCCAGCCUACCCCGACAGAGUAGACCCCAACCUGAGGCAUGCCCUCAUGUACUUGGGCCGAGGGUAGGCCCGUUCUUUCUAGUGCACUUAAUUAAUAGACCAAGUGGCAAGCACCAAUGGACCGACCCGGUAACUUCAGUUGUUGUAUACUGUUUUUCAAGAUACAAAGCACUACUUAUUUUGUUCUAAGUCCAGCAACUUCAUUUUCAUAUCAAGUGGUUAGGAUUUCUUCUUUCACUCGCUACACUCAGCGGUAAUUAGAAUCCAGGCGCUGAUCAUGUGUAGAGGCAUAGCUUUACUUCUGUAAUUGAGUGGACCUGAAUGGAUGGGCCCUUGAAUCCCCUUCUCUCGCUCUUUGUCUGUUUUCUCAGGGAGAACCCUGAGGGUUUCAGGCGGAGGGUCCCGGGCCCCUACCCUGCAGGCCCUGCCGGGGACUCCUACACUACAGUACGGGACCGCUCUCCCAUCAGAAGGGAUACCCCACCAAUACCAGGCCCCAUUCUUAUGCGCUCCGGGUCCAACACCAGCAGAAGGAGCUACUCCCCAGACAGGGACCAGAAGGGCUUCUCCUACCAUCAGAAGGGUAACUUUGCAUCCCCAAUGGAACCAUAUUCCCUAUAUAGUACAGUCGUGGUCAAAGGUUUUGAGAAUGACACAAAUAUUCAUUUUCACAAAGUCUGCUGCCUCAGUUUUUAUGAUGGCAAUUUGCAUAUACUCCAGAAUGUCAUGAAGAAUGAUCAGAUGAAUUACAAUUAAUUGCAAAGUCCCUCUUUGCCAUGAAAAUUAACUUAAUCCCAAAAAAACAUUUCCACUGCAUUUCAGCCCUGCCACAAAAGGACCAGCUGCCAUAAUGUCAGUGAUUCUCUCGUUAACACAGGUGAGAGUGUUGACGAGGACAAGGCUGGAGAUCACUCUGUCAUGCUGAUUGAGUUAGAAUAACAGUCUAGAAUCUUUAAAAGGAGGGUGGUGCUUGAAAUCAUUGUUAUUCCUCUGUUAACCAUGUUAACAUGUGCCGUCAUCAUUGCUUUGCACAAAAAGAGCUUCACAGGCAAGGAUAUUGCUGCUAGUAAGAUUGCACCUAAAUCAACCAUUUAUCGGAUCAUCAAGAACUUCAAGGAGAGAGGUUCAAUUGUUGUGAAGAAGGCUUCAGGGCGCCCAAGAAGGUCCAGCAAGCGCCAGGACCGUCUCCUAAAGUUGAUUCAGCUGCGGGAUCGGGGCACCACCAGUGCAGAGCUUGCUCAGGAAUGGCAGCAGGCAGGUGUGAGUGCAUCUGCACGCACAGUGAGGCGAAGACUUUUGGAGGAUGGCCUGGUGUCAAGAAGGGCAGCGAGGAAGUCACUUCUCUCCAGGAAAAACAUCAGGGACAGACUGAUAUUCUGCAAAAGGUACAGGGAUUGGACUUCUGAGGACUGGGGUAAAGUCAUUUUCUCUGAAGAAUCCCCUUUCCGAUUGUUUGGGGCAUCCGGAAAAAAGCUUGUCCGGAGAAGACAAGGUGAGCGCUACCAUCAGGCCUGUGUCGUGCCAACAGUAAAGCAUCCUGAGACCAUUCAUGUGUGGGGUUGCUUCUCAGCCAAGGGAGUGGGCUCACUCACAAUUUUGCCUAAGAACACAGCCAUGAAUAAAGAGUGGUACCAACACAUCCUCCGAGAGCAACUUCUCCCAACCAUCCAAGAACAGUUUGGUGACGAACAAUGCCUUUUCCAGCAUGAUGGAGCACCUUGCCAUAAGGCAAAAGUGAUAACUUAGUGGCUCGGGGAACAAAACAUCGACAUUUUGGGACCAUGGCCAGGAAACUCCCCAGACCUUAAUCCCAUUGAGAACUUGUGGUCAAUCCUCAAGAGGUGGGGUGGACAAACAAAAACCAGCAAAUUCUGACAAACUCUAAGCAUUGAUUAUACAAGAAUGGGCUGCCAUCAGUCAGGAUGUGGCCCAGAAGUUAAUUGACAGCAUGCCAGGGCGGAUUGCAGAGGUCUUGAAAAAGAAGGGUCAACACUGCAAAUAUUGACUCUUUGCAUAAAGCUUAAUGUAAUUGUCAAUAAAAGCCUUUGACACUUAUGGAAUGCUUGUAAUUAUACUUCAGUAUUACCAUAGUAACGUCUAACAAAAAUAUCUAAAAACACUGAAGCAGCAUACUUUGUGAAGACCAAUACAUUCUCAAAACUUUUGACCACGACUGUACACUUCUUUUGACCAGGUCCCAUAGGGAAGCAUCCUAAGUUUCCUUUGGUUUCUCUACUGAGGCGUCAGGCAUAUAGUUCAGCUGUCAAUUACAUUUACAUUUUAGUCAUUUAGCAGACGCUCUUAUCCAGAGCGACUUACAGUUAGCGCAUACAUUAUUUUUAUCGAACCCACUACCCUGGCGUUGCAAACGCCAUGCUCUACCAACUGAGCUACAUCCCCUGCCGGCCAUUCCCUCCCCUACCCUGGACGACGCUGGGCCAAUUGUGCGCCGCCCCAUGAGUCUCCCGGUCGCGGCCGGCUACGACAGAGCCUGGAUUCGAACCAGGAUCUCUAGUGGCACAGCUAGCACUGCGAUGCAGUGCCUUAGACCACUACGCCACUGAUUUAAUAAUAUCAGAUUUAAUCAAUCACUUUAGAGUCUGGCUCUGUUCCAGUGUCCAUUCUAGCAUAUCACUUGGAAUGAAGCAAUGUAAAGGACAUGCAUUCUCUGUGUGGUACGCUAGUGUGGAUACUGUAACCUCUUUGUUUGUAUCUGCUGCCAGUCAUUUUGCUGACCUUCUCUUUCUCACCCCUCUUCAGGGUAUAUCGAAGAGCCUCCCAGCCAGAGCAGAGAACCUGGUAAGUCUACACUUCUUAUCCCUAAAGAACGUUGGCACGUUUUGAAGUGAUGCUAAAACUAAUAUGUAGAGGCCCGGCCACACUCUGAGAGGAGCAUCUGUUUUCAGUGGAGGUGUGUAUUAAAUAGAGGUGUUGGAACAUUUUAAUUACACACACAUAUACUGUGUAUAUGUACACACACAGGUUAUAGAAGGCUGGGAAAAGGAUAGCCUUGUUUUAUUGAGGUGAUUUGGCUUUUGAUACAAGGUCUGACCUUUGCCUGGCGUGCACACUGAGCUAGCAGAUGUCUUCAAGAUCAAACCAGCACUCACUCCCAGUCCCAUUACCUUCCCCUUUGAGUGGAGUGGAGCAUGCAUACCAUUAUGUUGUAGCCUAACUCUCUUUAUGACAGGUCUCCCUUGUCAUAGCGGUCUUCUGACCUCAAUGGGACAACCUGGUUAAAUACAAAGAGAACUAUUACCUUUUUUUGUGUAGAUUAACCAAGAAUCUGCAUAUGUUAAGUUAGGCCUACCUUCAAUUGAAGUGGGGAGAUUUUGAGAUGAAGAAUAUUGGCAAAGUAGGAGAAUCAAGGAAAGUAACCGAGUGUCCUUAAAUAUCCCCAUGUCUAAUGCAGCCAUUUCACACUUAGUUUUCUCACUGAAGAAGUCCUUUCUCAUAAUCACUGCAGAGGGGUUUUAAAGCCCACAUUCUACUCUGUUAUGCUACCGUGUAAAGAGAGCACAGAGGAAGCCUUCAGUUUAGUCUGAAGAUCCCCCACCCCACCCCUAUAUUUGGGCUGCAUAUUCUAUCCCCCUUUGAAGAUGCAAUAAAACUGGUCGAAAACACUUGUCCCUCCACCCCUGUCUGGAACACAUCAAAGUGUACAGAAAGACACCGUUUGGGGUGACGAUAAGGAAUGCACACCACACAGGGCCCUGUAGGCCUCGUUUUACUGAAGAUAAUCCUGUACAAUGUCUCUGAGUGAGCAUUUGGAGUACAAUGGCUUAGUGAUGCACUUACUGAAAGCAUGCUGCCUAUAGGUUAUGGUUCAGGUUUUUAGUGGCCAAAUAGUACCUCUUGAAGACUAUUCUACACUAUAUAUACAAAAGUAUGUGGACACCCCUUCAAAUUAGUGGAUUAGGCUAUUUCAGCCACACCCGUUGCUGACAGGUGUAUAAAAUCGAGCGCACAGCCAUGCAAUCUCCAUAGACAAACAUUGGCAGUAGAAUGACCUUACUGAAGACCUCAGUGAUCCCAAUGUGGCACCAUUACAGGAUGCCACCUUUCCAACAAGUCAGUUCAUCAAAUUUCUGCCCUGCUUGAGCUGCCCCGGUCAACUGUAAGUGCUGUUAUUGUGAAGUAGAAAUGUCUAGGAGCAGCAACGGCUCAGCCAUGAAGUGGUAGGCCACACAAGCUCACAGAACAGGACCAUCGAGUGCUGAACCGCGUAGCGCGUAGAAAUCAACAUUCACUAGCAAGUUCCAAACUGCCUCUGGAAGUAACUUCAGCACAAUAACUGUUCAUCGGGAGCUUCAUGAAAUGGGUUUCCAUGGCCGAGCAGCCACACACAAGCCUAAGAUCACCAUGCGCAAUGCCAAGCGUCGGCUGGAGUUGUGUAAAGCUCGCCGGCAUUGGCCUCUGGAGCAGUGGAAACACAUUUUCUGGAGUGAUGAAUCGCGCUUCACCAUCUGGCAGUCCGAUGGAUUAAUCUGGAUUUGGCAGAUGCCAGGAGAAUGGUACCUGCCCGACUGCAUAGUGCAAACUGUAAAGUUUGGUGGAGGAGGAAUAAUGGUCUUGGUCUGUUUUUCAUGGUUCAGGCUAGCCCCUUAGUUCCAGUGAAGGGAAAUCUUAACGCUACAGCAUACAAUGACAUUCUAGACAAUUCUGUGCUUCCAACUUUGUUGCAACAGUUUGGGGAAGGCCCUUUCCUGUUUCAGCAUGACAAUGCCCCCGCGCACAAAGCGAGGUCCAUACAGAAAUGGUUUGUCGAGAUCGGUGUGGAAGAACUUGACUGGCCUGCACAGAGCCCUGCCCUCAACCCCAUCGAACACCUUUGGGAUGGAUUGGAACGCCGACUGCGAGCCAGGCCUAAUCGCCCAACAUCAGUGCCCGACCUCACUAAUGCUCUUGUGGCUGAAUGGAAGCAAGUCCCCGCAGCAAUGUUCCAACAUCUAGUGGAAAGCCUUCCCAGAAGAGUGGAGGCUGUUAUUGCAGCAAAGGGGGACCAACUCCAUAUUAAUGCCCAUGAUUUUGGAAUGAGAUAUUCGACGAGCAGGUGUCCACAUAGUUUUGGUGAAGUAUAGCCUAGCUUACAUGAUUAGUAGUGAUGGGGGAUAAACUGAAUACAGUUACAAUAUUAUUUUGGAUGAUAUUAUAUCGAUACUUUGACUCAAGUAUUGAUUUGUAAAAUAAAAAAUGAAUAUUUUUUUUGUAUUUUUGCUAGGUAGCAUUAACUAGCACCAGUUGGCUAUACCUGUGCCAAAACUCUAGUAUUUUUCAUCCUGUAGCUUGUUCUCCAUUUCUUUUGAAAUAGUGAGCCAAUGUGUUUAACACUUUUACUUCCAUUACUGAUUUAAAACUCAUUUUCUCUCAUGCAGCAGACAUACUAUAUAGUGAGCAAUAUGUUUGGAACAUCAAAUCAAAGUAAAAUUGCAGCAUCGAAUCGCAAUACUGAUAGUAUCGUGAUAUCGUAUCGUGAGGUCCCUAGCAAUUCCAAGCCUUAAUGAUUAGACUAUACAAUAUAUCCUAACUUUUCUUUGUUUGGAUUGGUAGGACACAACAAUUAGCCCAUUUUAAGCUGACAGAAAUACCCUCUUAGGCCUGCUCUAAUACAUUGACUGUUGGUAGGGAUUAGUCUUCUUAUCAGCAGUCUUGCAGGGUUCUGUUUCUGACUUUCAUUCAUUCAUUAGCCAUUAGUGAGGUUUGAUGUUUAAUCUGCAUUGAUUCCUUUGCUGCUGCUUCACUGAAGUCAUUACGUUUCUCUUUGAUGGAACACACACACACAAUCUUCUGGAUGCCCCUCUUCUGGAUUUGCAAUUCAUGAGCAUCUGGCAUCUGUCACUAAUCAUUUAAGUUAAACAGCAGCCUAGUUUCUUCUCCACAUAUUAUGUGUGUCUGGUGAGUGUCAUUCCAAGUUACCAGGUUUUCCUCAAAAUGCAAAUGCCUGAUCUGUCAUAGAGAGUUCUAUAUCUGUGGUCUGCGCUACUCUGUUCUUCAAUAGCAUUUGAAUAUCAAUUCAGCCUGCAAACAUUUUGCCUGAAUAAACAUCUCUCAUUCAAAUAAUAAUCAGUUAAUAGUAUCAGAGGAAAUCCAGCACUCAAUCAACUUCAAAUGUUGCUGCAUUUUGAACUAAGGAGCUGCUUUUUCAUGGGUUACUUGGUGUCUCUCACAACCUGAGAUCUCUGCAGUUUAGCUGGAAAAUUUUUAUAAAACAUCCUGGAAGAAGUGUGUUUUUAAUUUCACCUUGGCUCAGUCUCAUCGCCAUGGGAAUAAAAACAAACAUUUCCACCCAGCCAUAUUUGUUUUUUAUAGACAUAUUGGAGCCGGCGGAGCAUAAUAUUUCAAUUUAGUCACAGCUGAACUUGUCGACCGCUAUUGUGCAAGCUGUUCCGACGAGAACGUCAAAUUAACAGAGAUUUGUCUGUGCCGCGCUUGUCGACAGUACCAUAGCAUCUUGUCCUAUCCAUUGUUCACUGUACGAGAGCAAUGAGUGAUUGCAUGGUGGAUGACAAUAGAGAAUAAGUGGUGGUAGUUCCCCAGUGUGUUUUUAAUACAGAGGAUUUCAAUGGAAUUGUACUGCGCUUGGUGGUCCUGAGUUUUAUUUUGAGUACCUUCCUUUUCUUGAAUGAUGUUUCUUUUGUUUUAAAAUGUUUCUCAGUUCACUGCGUGAGUUAUGUGAGUGUUUGACGGUUUCUAUAUUUCUCCUCUCCCUUCUCCUUCUAUCCCUCGUCUGUCUUCAUCCCUCUUCUUCUUCACUCCACAGGUAAGCCCAGGUUGCUAGGCCACAGCAAGAGUGCCUCCUUAGACGGAUCUCCACACAGCGCUGUCUCAAUCAGGGUACGACUGCAGAACUAUGUUGGCCAUAGCUCACUGCUCCUGAUUCAGCUCAGCCUCUCGCAUUCAGUUGAUAGGAUCGUUUUAUUAAGCCUAUAUCAAAACGAUAUGUUACCCGUUAGAGUAGCAGCAUGCCCUUUAGUAGCGUAAUGCAAGUCCUGAAAUGUAGAAGAAUCUCUUAAGACCUGAACAACUGUUUUCCAUCACUGGGUUGGAUUAUGGAAUUCCAUGAGACUCGAUACAUAGUUGCAGACAGUUGUUACCCAUACAGGCAAUUUUUUGUGUCGUCGUUUCAACAUUGUCUGACCAUCACAUUUUCCAUACUUUCGUAUGGAAACACAAUUUAUCAACACAAUUCAUUGCCUUGUCAUGGUGUAUGGAAUCUGUUGCAGAUCCCUGUUCAUGUCAUUCAUUCUAGAACCCACAUCGCGGAGGAACAGUUGAUGUACAUUAAGUGGCCUGUCUCUAUCUUGUGGUCUGACGAUGUCACGAUAGACGAAGACUGGAAGACUGCAUUCACCGUGUAUGACCCAUUGCCUUGCCAUGGAUGAAAGCGUUCUGGAUUCUGUAAACUAAAAGUAGUUGGUGUUUCAAAAGUUGCUUGUUUUCAAUGCUAACACGGUCACAAAAGGCCUCCUCUCGCUCAAAUUGACACUCGGAGAUCUUAUGUUUUUGUGUCUCAUUUCCCUUUUAACACUAAAUGAUGCAGUAUGAUGCACUUACGUUGGUGGGCCUUCAUCUUCGGCUGUCGACGGUCUUUGAUCAAAGAUGUUGAAGGAAAAACAUUCUAGAUCACUGUUGAGAUGCGGCAUACAUAUUCAAGCGUUUGUUGUGCUGAAAAACAAAAUAACAGCAACAACAACCUUGUUGACUCUAAUCGCUGUUGCCCUCGCAUGCUUUGAAUUUGAAACCAGAAUCAGUUAAGCCAUUUGAACUGCUGUGUCCUGCCUGGCACUCUAACCCAUAAGCUUUAACCUUUACCCUCCCAGGAGGAACGUGACCCCACCCCAGCCCUGCUAGCGGAGCCGGAGGACACGGUGCCGGCCAAGGAUGAGACAGACCAGACGCAGGAGGACAACUUCAAGACACGGCGCUCUCAAGCCAUCGCAGCUAAAGCCCUCGAAAUUGAGAAGGUAAUACAGGUCCCACUAUCCAACAACCCCCAACUGCUAGCUAGUAAUUCUCUGCUACUCUGCUGGCUGUGUGGUAGAGUCCUGCAUCGGGUUGGAUACCCACGGUUCCCCGCAAAAAAAAUCUGCUGGUUUGGAAGGAUUUUUGUGUCAUUGUGGACAAGGACAACAACCCGGUAGAUGGAUACACAGCCAGCAAAAAGUGCAAUCAGGUAUUUGUUUACGAUAGGCUAAUUCAGUUUAAUAUCAGUUAAUUAUUACGUUAAUUCAGGCUUUUGUUCAUUUAGACCAUAUGCAGGCCAUAUCAUGUCUAAAAACGGCAUGCUGGUAAAGGUUUGACUAGCCUAGGCUAUAGCCUACAAAAUACAAUAAUUUUUACAGCCUAUAUUCGAUUCUGGGAAUUGUUUUAAUUAAACUAUUUGAUUAUCUUAACAAUUUUGAAUGUAAAUGUUUUUAUGUCGGCUAUAGGCUUUCAUUCGGUAAGAAGGCUAUUUGAGUCGUCAAUGUGCCGCAUCUUGUUGUAAAAAUAAAAAGAUAUCGUUCUUAACACACGGGAUGUUUCCUUUUAUCCAAAUGUUGACUAGACAUGCAUAGAGGGGAAUCAUAGGCUACUCUGGAGUCGUAAAAACUAUUAAAUCAAUUGACGUUAUUUGACGGGGCACUGAUCGGCUCUCGGAACAAUUCUAUGCGGGUGGGUCAGGUUGCGGAUAAACAUCUGUCCUGAUUAGGGAUGUUAAUCGGUUAGCCGAUUUUUGUGGAAUUGUGUAUUUUCGUUACUCAUCAUGCAUCGUAUUUAUCACACGCACACAGUAUAGAGCCUAGUUUGAGGAGAGGAAUAGCCUACCACCUGUCAGACCGUGCGAAAUUAGCUCCUCUAAAAGUCUGUAGGCUACCUGCUUUUGUAUGCCCAGUCAUUGCGCAAACAAAUAACAAUUCUAAAUGUGAUCGCGUGUUAAAAACGUUGGUGGCCACGAUUUUAAAGCGGCUAUUUUUUUAUUUCACAAUCUCAACUCGUAAUUAAAGCGCACCUCCCAUUCGGGUGUAUAGGAUAUAGCCUGCCUACCGCUGACUAUCAGCGCGUCAGCCACCACUUUGCAAUGUGAGCUUGAGGCAGUAGAAUUGUUUGAAACCUGAAUGUUUUACUUUACUUCAAAUAAUGAGGCAUGUCUUACCUUGCUUCAAAGUAGCCUUGCGAAAAUCCAUUCUUGGAAACGUGGAGGCAAUUAUUUUAUAAAGACUUCCUCAUGCCAUUAAUCAGCAUUUCUCUCCUGUUCUAUUGGUUUUCAUAUCAACCAAAGGCACAAUCCUAGUCAUAUUAGCAACCCAUCAUAGCAACAACUAUUAGAUUCCCCCUCUUUCUACGUGUCUAAUGUGAGAUUUUAAUAUCUGUCACAACUGCUCGCAUUAGGUUUAGAACUGUGUUUUCUUCCAAUUGCAUUUUGGCAAAUGUUUGAAAAUGACGUUUUAUUAGCUGCUUCAUUACAGCAGUUGCAUGUUCAAUAAUAGACUAUAGCCUUUUGAACUGUAAGGCGAUAAGCUUGCUAUUGUUGAAUGCUUCCAUUAAGCUCUUAAUGAAAAAUGUCCGGUCCGUGCAUGUAUGUAUGCUUAUUACCAGAGAGGAAGAGGCAAAGCGAGAGGUUUUACACUCGCCAAAAUAAGGCAAAUACGUUUCUGUAUGCUUAUUUUGGGCCUAAGCUUCCCGCCUGCCUUUCCGCCUUGGGCCGACUCCCAUUGUUAGAGCGGAAACAUUAGCAUCUCGUCAUUAUAUACAGAGCUCUAGUAGUAUUUUCUGUUGGUCACGUUAUUUUACUUUUUUUUUUAAAUGUAACCGUUUGUUGAUCGGUUAAUGAGGGUCAAUUAGUCUGCAGCAAAAUUGACCAAAAUGUGCAUCCCUAGUCCUGAUGUCGGGUAUCGGGUGGGGCUUGGAAUUGAUGUGGGGCAGGUGCGGCUCCAAAAAAUGGACCUGUGCAAGACUGCUAUCUCUAGUCCGACUCCUAGGCCUGAACCGUUCCUCCAUUUGGAUUAGUGGCUCUCUGAAGCCCUAUUGCCUGCGUAUGGCGGCUUGGGAAACGUCAUUUUGAUUUGGCAGGGAGAGCGAGAGCACAGGGAGGGAGGGAAGAUGAGAGGGGGAGGAUGAGUUGGCAGAAAGGACUUAAGCAUCUCUGGUUGUGACGCUCUACACAGGGCCUGCUAUUUGAGUCUGCCAGCCCGGCCCUUCCCUCCACACACACACACACACACACACACACACACACUGUGCUGCACUACCACUUAUCUGUUCCCGUUAAACCAGGGCAGGAAUUGCCCUGCAGGGUUCUGGCAGGCCACCCACGGUGUGGGUACUUCUUUUGCCAUUACACACAUGCGUACGCACACAUAACACACACAUGCUUACCCUGCCAUUUCCUAACCAGGUCACAACAGCAGUUGUGUGGAGAGGUACCGGCUUGUAACAUCUGUAUUGACCUUAGCCAAAUGCAGUCUGAUCCCCCAUCCCUGUACAGUGGAGGGCCAAGCCAAACUCACCAGACCAAAUGGAAACCAAGAUACAUGGGACUGGGAAUUGAGCUGGGUUUGCAUGGGGAUGUGGCUGGGGUACAGGGCUGGGGAUGGGAAUAGAGAUGUGGCUAACACUAGGGAUGUGGUUGGGGCAGACAAAAGUCUGGAGCUGGGGAUAGGGUUGAGGAUGGGGCUGGGCACUGGCACGAGGUUCUGACCUCCAUUGAGGCUGAUUUAGUGCGAUGGCUCCUGUCCAUAGCUGUUUAUUCAACUCCACAUGGAGGGAAGAGACUGCCCGUUACUAACCACAUCACCCCUGAGCCAUGAGCACUCACUCCUUUAUGUCCUAUACUGAUCUUCAGAGGAGGCUGUUUUGAAUGAGCACAUUUUCAGUGAGACUGAGGGAUGAAGUCUAGAAAUAUACUCAACUCUCCAUACGAUUGGGAUACUCAUUGGGGUCAGUCAGGUCUGGAGAUGUUUGUUAUGUCUGGUUCAUGUUCUCAAAAUACAGCACUGUAGGGCUACCGUACCUAUGUAAUAUGUGGCUGAUUACGGGCUAGGAAAGCAAAUGAGAAAACUGAGACAUUUAUUUAUGCUAAGUUCCUGUAACUUCCUCUCAGAAGGCUCCUGUGUUACAUUAGCGGAAUUACUUUUGAAAAUGACAAUCAAAUUAAUCAGAUAACAAGCUAGCAGCAACCCUUGACCUUGUAAGCCUGUAUCCCAUCUUCUCCAAUUUGGUUGAUGGUAUUACACCGUAAAGCAUUAGCCUACAGGUGUUCCUCAGAUAUUUGGAGGAUGGAUGUACGACUAUUUACAUUUUGGUUAGAAACCUAGAUUAAAUAUCAGAAACGAUUUAACUGAAUUUGAGUAUCGAGACCAACGUUGCUGGCACUGAUUUUUCGGAAGAGUCCCUCCAUUCAUUAUUUCAAUCAGUGUAAACUAAACUUAUCAAUGUCUUCCCUGUUAGUCCCUCAGAGGGCGUCUGCUUCCCAAAUGACACCCUAUUCCCAAUACAGUGCACUACUUUUGACCAGAGUAGUACACUAUAAAGGGAAUAGGGUGCCAUUUGGGACUCAGACUAAGCGGUCCAGUCCGGUCUGCAUCCAGUCCAGGCUGAGUGAUUUUAAAUGGCUGUUUAAAUAAUAUCCUCUAAUGUGUACCAGGCCCUCCAGUCAUUACAUCCACUCAUUACUCCACUUCCCUUAUUAGCUCAGGACCCCUGCCUCUCUGCCUGCAUCAGGGCUCAUUUGAGCAGAGCUCCAGUAUAGAAUCACAGCUUUGUGAGUUCUGGAUGUAAAAUCUUCUAAAGACGAAACCCCCAACUCUGUAUCCGUUACGCUUACACGCAUACAAACACACACACCCACUGUACCCCCAUAAUUCAGACCUCCAUGUCUGCUCCAAACGCCCCCUCAUCCCUUCAUCCCCUUUCUCAGCCAUGGCUUCUUAAACCAUCCUGUGUGGCCCUACCUCUCUCUAGUAUCAGGUCUGGAGAUCAGUCCCUGGCUCCCUCCGCUGGGAGGUAGGGAGGGAACCCAGGCAAAAAACACACACACACACACACACAGAGAGAGAGAGCAGGUUCGGGUCAAACCACCCUUCCUGUUUGGUUAAGUAACCAGGGACCGGUUCUGUCUGAGAGUUCACAGUACAGUUUGAGGAAACACUACUCCCUAAAAUACUCUCUAUUGUUAUAAAUACAGCGUGACACUCUUCCUCUCACACACAUAGAAACACUCCAAGGGUGUUUGUGCGUCCUUAAUAAAGUUUUUUUUAAGCUCCAGUGAUGUCUAGGGAAAUGUAUUUAAUUUUGAUUUCAUUGUUCAUCACAAGGCCCUUUUUUCACCCAUUCCCACUUCUUCCUGCUCAAAGCUUCAAAGCAUGUAGAAGAAGUGUAUAUAGGAAGUAAAUAAAUGAAAAUGUAAUCACUGUCAACACACUGUAGUUUGGGAAAAGUUUAGGGAAGGUUUUGUUUUGAAAAAUGGCAAACAUAAUCAUCUCUAAGUAAAUGGUGAGUAGGUCUGUUACGGUGACCGUAUUACCGCCACACCAGCGGUCACGAGUCAUGACCGCAGUCAAAUUCCUUCUCCAAGCUCUGAUGCUGCUGAUGGUCAUUAGUAGCCUACCAAACGUGCUAACUGCCUGGUACUCAGCACUCUAUUGUCCCUCUAAUCACUCUGACAGCAAUGCAAAUGUCAUCAAAAAUCAAAUCAAACACUUCAUGAGAGUCCAUGAAUUCAUUUCUAUAGGCUAUGCAAUUGAAUGAGAAAACAGUUUUGAUGGCCUCUAUUAAAAAGAGGAUCCCAUCAGCUUUCUAUAGGCUAGGCCUACUAUAUUUAUUUCUCAACUUUCCUAAUAUUAAGCACUUUGCUUUGUUUUACAACAGGAGUAUAGCCUACCUGGCUGGCAGGAAGAGUUCAGAAAUCAAUAUUUGAUGGAAAAACCCUGAUUUUUCAAUCACAGCUUUCAUGCGUCUUGGCAUGCUCUCCACCAGUCUUUCACAUUGAUGUUGGGUGACUUUAUGCCACUCCUGGCGCAAAAAUUCAAGCAGCUCGGCUUUGUUUGAUGGCUUGUCCUUCACAAAGACAAAUCUGCCCGAUUCCAGCCUUGCUGAAGCACCCCCAGAUCAUCACCGAUCCUCCACCAAAUUUCACAGUGGGUGCGAGACACUGUGGCUUGUAGGCCUCUCCAGGUCUCUGUCUAACCAUUAGACGACCAGGUGUUGGGCAAAGCUGAAAAUUGGACUCAUCAGAGAAGUUUGAGGCAGGUAGCUUAGUGGUUAAGAGCGUUGUGGCAGUAACCGAAAGGUCGCUGGUUCUAAUCCCAAGCCGACUAGGUGAAAAAUCUGUCUGUGCCCUUGAGCAAGGCACUUAACCCUAAUUGCUCCUGUAAGUCGCUCUGGAUAAGAGCGUCUGCUAAAUGACUAAAAUGUAAAUGUAAGAUGACCUUACUCCAGUCCUCUACAGUCUAAUCCUUAUGGUCUUUUGCAAACCUCAGCCUGGCUCUUCUUUGCAUCUAAUUGAUGAAGGGCUUUUUUCUAGCUUUGCAUGACUUCAGCCCUGCCCCUAGGAGCCUGUUUCGAACCGUCCUCGCCGUGUACUUCACCCCAGCUGCCGUUUGCCAUUGUUUUUGUAGGUCACUUGAUGUCAUCCUACGGUUGUUGAGUGACAUUCGAAUGAGUUGGCGGUCAUCCCGGUUAGUAGAGUCGUUUUCGCCCUCUGCCGGUCUGUAGCUUUGUUGUCCCCAAUGUCUGCUGCUUGACCUUGUUCUUAUGAACCGCCAUCUCACUGUAUCCCUCUGCCAGUAAAGCCAGAAUUGAACCCUUCUUUCCUCACUCAAAACUUUCAUUUUCAACUCUUUUGGCAUGGUUAAUAGUUAUUUUUUGAUUAAUAUUACUUUUGAGGUACUAUUAGCACUGUUUUUGCCAUCCAGCUGGUCCUAUUGCAAAAGGACAGUGAUGACCACGGUUUUUAUACUUUUCCUCGUUAAAUAAUAUUUGGUUCAGGUGAUCACCUAAUCAGUACCUAAUUCAGUAGAAUGAGGUGUGCCUGUGUUGGAAUUCAACAUACACUGGAAUGGAAUGGCUGUCAUACAUGUAGAGGUGCUGAUUUAAGAAACAUUUGCAGUGGUCUCUUAAUUUUUUCCACAGCUGUAUAUUAUUUAGUAUUUGUAAAGACUAGAUUAAAUUAAGAAUCGUCUGAUGGGUAACAAUAUUAGCCUAUCACUUGUGAAUGAUGCCCAGCGUGUGCAGUAAGGCAGGAAACAACGCAUGCCUUUUUAUUGCAACUUUUUCAAAUCAUAGUUGUACACAUCAUGUAGCCUAGCCCGUAGGCCUAUAUGUUUUGUUAAGGUUUGUGUCACAACUAAAGUGGCCAAAUAAAAUUAAGCACAUUAAUCCGCUUUACAACUGGUGUAGAGCCUAACUGGCAUACAUAGGUGUGAGUUUCAAGUUUGGAGGAGAUAAUUUUCACCAUAAAAAUUCACAUUUUAUAAUAAAGCAUUACAUGCAUAAUCACAUUUGCGGUCACUUUUGAGAACAGUGUUUUACCGCUAAUUGCAGAAGGGAAUUAUAAUGAUUAUAUUCAGCCCAAGGGCUUAACGCCCACUUUGGCUGCAAAAGGCAUUGAUUUUUUGGGGUGCAUUACGGCCACACAAGGGGGAUGCUGUCGUAAAAUUCAAGUCCUGGUGAGACUAUUAUCAAGUGCUUGUCAAAUUGUGAAUGAGAGACUGAUGAAGUGUCACAUCAUGCAGCUUUAGAAUGUAUUAAAAAUCUAAACGUAUAGCCCAACGUUUGUAUCACAACUAAAGUUGCAGAAAUAACUCUAAAUUAAGCAUAUAGCACUCAGAAAUCGUUUGGAGAAAAUAUCCUUUCUAAUUUAUUCAGAUAUGUUCAUAUUCUUCAUACUAUAAAAUAAUGCCAUGGAAUUCUAAGCAAAUAUUUUCUGCUAAAUUAACUAGUGUAGCCCACAGCCAUGAGACCGGCAGUUAUUUGCUUGACAAUCACCGGCUGACAAAAUGUCAUGACCGCCACAGCCCUAAUGGUGAGUAGUGGGUACUAUGAGAUGUGACACUGCGCUGCAUGCCUUUGUCUUGUUAAUGUUACUGGUUUCUUUAUGCAUCUUUAAACAUGGAACCAAUUUAUCUCUCUUCACAGUUAUGCUUAUUCCCUCUGAGUUAAACAAAGAAAGCUCAGAAUUCAAGUUAGUUAGCCUACAUUUACAAUUGUCAAUGUAUAGUGCUGAAAGUCACCUGAAUUCAGUUUUGCUGUAAUAGGACUAUAUGAUUUGCACUGAGUGUACAAAACAUUAGGAACACCUGCUCUUUCCAUGACAGACUGACCAGGUGAAUCCAGGUGAAAGCUAUGAUCCCUUAUUGAUGUCACUUGUUAAAUCCACUUCAAUCAGUGUAGAUGAAGAGGAGGAAACAGGUUAAAGAAUGAUUUUUAAGUCUUGAGACAAUUGAGACAUGGAUUGUGUAUUCAGAGGGUGAAUGGGAAAGACAAAAGCUUUGUGCCUUGAGCGGGGUAUGGUAGUAGGUGCCAGGCACACCGGUUUGAGUGUCAAGAAUUGCAACGCUGCUGGGUUUUUCACGCUCAACAGUUUCCCGUGUGCAUCAAGAAUGGUCUACCACCCAAAGGACAUCCAGCCAACUGUGGGAAGCAUUGGGGUCAACAUGGGCCAGCAUCGCUCUAGAACACUUUUGACACCUUGUAGAGUCCAUGCCUCGACGAAUUGAGGCUGUUCUGAGGGCAAAAGUGGGGGUCGCGACUCAAUAUUAGGAAAGUGUUCCUAAUGUUUUGUACACUCAGUGUAUAUUCCAUGUUUGGUAAAACUGUUCCAAAUGAAGUAGAAACGAUUUUUCAAUCUUUGACUUGUAGGAGAAUGUUGUUGAAAGAGGAACUUGACCCUGGGCUUACUUGGCAACACAGUGUGUUCCUAGUCUUUCACUUCCCUGUGGGUGGUGCCUGUAAAUUUUUUAAAAAUUUUAGUCAUUUAGCAGACGCUCUUAUCCAGACCGACUUGAGUGAGUGCAUCCAUUAUUAAGCUUUUUUUUCUUUUCUUUCAUACUUCAUUGUCGCCCAGUGGCUACGGUUGACAUGAUGGGCCACAGACAUUAAAGCAUCAGUCUCUCAGGCCAACGUAUGCCACAUAUAUUUUUGUCUGUUUUUUUUGUUGGUACUUUGUGCGCAGGUUUUACUCUACAAUCGUGUCAAAUUUUCUCUCUAGAAUCUAACCCGGUUAUGUGUUCUAGAAUCUUGUCUACAUCGGCAAAACACCUCUGCAGGUCAUAGCAGUUCUGCUCCAGUUCUAAGGGCAGUCUACAGGGAGGAGAAUGUGGGUUAGAGAUGCGGGAAUGAGCAGAUAGCUGUGUCUGGGUUAACUACCUCAACAUGCUGCAGCUAGUUGAUCUGAGCUGAGCUGGGGGUUAUUUUCAGGGUGGAGGAGAGACUCAGACAAGCGAGAGGGAGACUGAUGAGAGAGAAUGCUGCUGGAGACCUUGAGACGUCUGGAGGCAUUGAUGCUCUUUUAAUUUAGUUAAUUAGCAGGUAGAGCAGAGAAGAGACCCCUCAUUUAGUCUCACUGGAGAGUAUGGUGGCGUGUGUAUAAUUUCACUUAACUGUCUUUACCUAGUUUGCCUAACUUUGCUCUACCCCACCCUAGCGUAAAAAAUCCCUCCGGUGGUAGUUGUGCUUGGUGACAGUUCGUGAACAGGAAUCGUCAGUAGCAUAUGGCUCAAGAUGCGCUUAAACCACAAUAUAGGCCAAAUGGUCAGUCAUUGAGCAGCAUGACUUAUUUCUGUGCUUUUGUAGUUACUGUACCUGGAAUAUGCUUGUUAUUAUUCACUCUAUUGUGUAGAACAGUCUCUCUCUGUCAGUUUGGCCUUCUGAGAGCCCUGUGGUUGUUUGCUAGUGACCAUUGGGCAGUUCAUGUUUCAUCCAGGAUACGUUCUGAACCUGUGAGUUACAGCAUCAUAAACAUCACAUCCUCCUCUUUAUCUGUACCGCAUUGUCAGACUCACCUCCCACACACACUUUUUUGCUCCUAGCUGAAAGUGUCCUGGAACAAGGCCUAAUUUUAUAUGGUCAAGCCCAGCUGUCCUUAGACCACUCUGCACUCUACAACUCAUAUAUUUAGUUUGUGCAGUCGAAGAUAACACAUCUGAAAAAGUACACAUUUUCUUUGCUUAAGCUGUUCUAAAGUAGAAAACAAGAAUACUAAAGCCCAGAUUCACAAAAUGGCUACAGGGUCUUAACAUGACAUACUUUUUUACCUCUUAAGGAAGCAUCCUGGGACUUCUUGAUUAGAUCACUACUGUAAAGAAAUAGGUCACAGGAAUCUCUUGCUGUUCUGUAAAAUUGAUGCGGAGAAUGGCCCCCUGUAGCUCAGUUGGUAGAGCAUGGCGCUUGCAACGCCAGGGUUGUGGGUUCGAUUCCCACGGGGGGCCAGUAUGUUGAAAAAAAUAAAACGUAUGCACUCACUAACUGUAAGUCGCUCUGGAUCAAAGCGUCUGCUAAAUGACUAAAAUGUAAAAUGUUAUUCCUGUAAUGAAACAGCUUUUACCACUGGAAAAAAGUUUGCCACUGACUAAAAAUAGUUUGAGACUACUGCAGCUCAGUGACUACAAAAUACUUUCUAUCUUUAAUGAAGCUAGCAUACAGUUAUUGUGAUUAUUUUAGAGUGACUAAAUAACCAAGGCUUGAAUUCAAAGCACAUUACACACAUGGUAUAAAGUGUUUAUUGGUGCUAAAAGCAACAGUAAAGUUAAACUUACCACCAGCCAGCUCCAGUGAACUUUCAUCAAGCAUUUUCAAUAUGCUCUGAAGAGUGGUGAGGACUGUGGAAACUUGGCAGGAUUAGAUUAGCUGAACCCUUGAGCUCCCUGUGCCCUCUCUUUGGAAGAGCACUCCAUAGUACACUUCAGAGCACUUUCAUAGUACACUUCAGAGGAGACUUGUUAGAAUCCACUGAAACCCACAGCUGAACCCUUGUCCCAGACUGCUCCCUUUGUAAGGGCACUUCAUAAGGCACUUUGGUGUGAAAGCCAGGGCCAGACCUGCUGACCUCCAGGAAGGAUCAAAUAAGGGGACACACACACAUAGUGGGUCUGUUCACUUUAACCCCCAGGUGUUAAAGACCUAGUGCCCAAUGGGCUAGCACCUGGCUGGGACCCCAGCCCUGCUUUAAUAGAGGUUAACAGCCCUUUCUAGUGUGGUAGUAAACCAGAGCUGCCUGCUGGACCUGAGGGCCUGUUUUGUUACCAUGUGGUGUGAAAGAACUGAGCAGCUAACGCUAACAGACUCUUAAUAUAACACCUUCACUCCCUUCUGUUCCAAUGGAUGGUUGGACACACACACACAUCGGCUCGCUCUCACACACAUGCACACACCUGUUUCGUUGAAUACACCUACUUGCCAGAAAUGUGGGUUCAUGAAGUUCACAGUGAAGUGUUGGAACAAGGACUAGGUCUGAACCCAUAAAAACUGUGUUCGCUACUUGUGCUACAGCUAUUAAAUACACUUUGAAGCAAAGGUGUCACUGCACAACUUUGUUCAGUUGUAUUUGUGUAUGACGCUGGCUUCUCCUGCUUCUAAUAGUGCAUGUGUUGAUUGUGUUAAUAGUUUGUGUUAACAUUUAUUGAUUGAUUUACAUUUACGUCAUUUAGCAGACGCUCUUAUCCAUGUCUGCCUUUGUACUUCGUAUUGUCGACUAUGUGGUGAUGAUCAAUCAAUUUCCCUUGGUAUUAAUGAAGUUAUUUUACUAAGUACUACUACGUUUCAGAACAUUGUUCACUUUAUGGUUUGUACACAUUUCUAAUGUAAUGAUUUGUUGCUGUGUGUGUCUCUAGCUAUACAAGCGGGACUGCGAGACGUUUGGCACGGUUGUCAAGAUGCUGGUGGUCAAGGAGCCUAGUCUGGAGAAGCUGCUCCAGAACCCUCUGAAAGACAAUCUGAUUGAGAUCAGGGAGCGUUGUCUUGACGACCUCCGACACUUUAUCAUAGAGCUGGACCAGGUCAUAAAGCCCAAACCGUCAAUGUGA
This is a messenger RNA of Coregonus sp. 'balchen', 29634 nucleotides long. The record is from the annotation of a GenBank genome assembly. NCBI's taxonomy places the organism in Eukaryota, Metazoa, Chordata, Actinopteri, Salmoniformes, Salmonidae.